Molecule: messenger RNA, 2940 nt
Organism: Aspergillus glaucus CBS 516.65
Lineage: Eukaryota; Fungi; Ascomycota; Eurotiomycetes; Eurotiales; Aspergillaceae
Exons: 6
Coding region: 1-2940 (979 amino acids)
Biological process (GO): negative regulation of transcription by RNA polymerase II
Cellular component (GO): nucleus; transcription repressor complex
Molecular function (GO): protein binding
Source: RefSeq, a predicted model, not a curated record
AUGAAUACUAUUCGUUUUAUCUUUGAGAUUUCUAUAUUUGUAGGCGGCAAUAGUGGCACUUUGACAGAUAUACCAAUCUUUUCUCUUAGGGCAUUGCGCAGACACAAGGAACCUCCAGCUCUGAAAAAUCAGGAUGACCCUGUAAAGCUGCAAUCAGACAACCGACCCGAUUCUCCAAUACCUCCAUCUUCCAGCCAACAUGGUAUCCAAACCACACGGUCAAUCAAAUCCUUUGAACCACAGGACCUAUGGCAGACUGCCUAUGAUCAGCUCGAUGAGGAAAAACAAAGAAUUUUAUCUGCAGUUAAAGCCACUGCAAACCCGACUGAGCAGCUGGAUGAGGUUAUCAACUUGACCACCAAGCAAUAUGCGGAAUUUCAGCAAAACGGUAAUGGAGGAUUUCGGACUUCCUCCAGGAAAAUCAUCGAUGCUGCGCUGUCUUUUAAUAAUAUCAUCAAGGCUGUUGCAGCUUUUGACCCUACCCAGCAUGCUGCUAGUGCUUGGGCAAUUGUAUCACUAGGGUUGACGAUGGCCAAGAAUCAUCAUGACCGACGAGAUGCCCUAUUCGAAUCAUCGGAUUAUCUGGCAGAUACUCUCGCACAGUGUGCGUUUAUCGAAGCGAAGCUCUACCGUGAGGGCAGAUCCAGUCACCUACAAGACUUGAAAAAUCCAUUAGUCCGACUCUAUAAAGCAAUCCUUCACUACACAGCACUAGUACAGAAGGCCCAAACUGCCAACAAGGCAAGACGUCUGCUGGACUGUGUCUCUGCCAUCACAGAGAACCCGCUCACAGAGCUCAAGGCGUCAGUUGAAACGGAAAGAGAGAGUCUCCGCAGGUGGAUUGAGCUCGGUGAAUACCUCCACCGUGAAGAGGAGGCAGAGAACAUUUUAGAUGAGAUUGAUGAACUUGCUGGAUCUAUGAAGCAACUCACUGAGCAGUCUGGCUUUAAGAAUUUGCCCAUCGCGGAAGGAGCAUUUUUUGACUCCUAUGUUAAUCAACAUGAGGAUUUCUGCCUCCUAGACACCAGAACGGAUCUUCUUCGCCAGGUCUUGGAGUGGGCUCAAUCAGAAGGUCAAUUUAUCUUCUGGUUGAAUGGAAUGGCAGGGACCGGAAAGUCCACUAUUGCUCGGACGCGAGGGGAAGCCGACCGUGACAAUGCGCGACGUUUGAUAUCAACAAUUAUAAGACAGCUGGUAACUAGAUACCAGCAACUAGUACCUGCUGUCUUGGAUGCUAUGAAAACUGAUUUGAAUAUCGCGUCUAAAUCCCUCGGUGAACAGUUCAACAAGCUUCUUUAUCAGCCCCUUAUGAGCCUACAUCCAGACCAAUCGACGACAACUGUGAUUAUUAUUGACGCCUUGGACGAAUGUGAUGGUGAAGAUGAUAUAAAAGCGAUACUUAAAAUCUUGUUCAAAUUACAGGAAAUCCAAUCUAUACAUCUGCGAGUGUUCCUGACCAGCAGACCUGAACUCCCAAUUCGCCUUAAGUUCAGGGAUAACGAGAACCAUCAGGACCUGAUCCUCCAUGAGCUGCCUAAGCCAGUGGUUGAACACGAUAUUCGCGUGUUCCUGAAACAUAAGCUUUCAGAAAUACAGUUUGAGCGCUCUCUUUCCCCAGAUUGGCUGGGGAAUGACAAUAGAGAAAGGCUAGUGCAGGUGGCUGUUCCGUUAUUCACUUUUGCAGCCACGGCAUGUCGUUUUAUCAGAGAAGGGACGCAUCCACAAAAGCGGCUCCAGAAGUUUCUUGAAUUUCAAGCUACAGGUAAAAAUCAGAUGGACAAGAUAUAUUUACCGAUCCUGGAUCGGUUAAUAGGUGAUGACGAAGAGGAUGCAAAGGAGCUUGUGAAAGAAUUCCAGGAUGUUGUCGGCAUUAUUAUUCUUCUUGCUACCCCGCUCUCUAUUGGGUCUCUGGCCCUUCUUCUGGAAAAGUCAGCACAUGAGGUCAGUGAGCUAUUGGAUCCUUUACAUUCAGUGCUCAAUAUACCAAGUGAUAGAGGUGCUCCAGUGCGCAUUCUGCACUUAUCUUUUCGAGAUUACCUCCUAGUCACAGAAAGCCCAUUCCGUAUUCAUGAGCAAGAGACUCAUGGGAAAAUAGCGUCACAUUGUCUCCGGCUUAUGAAUACCCAGCUUAAACACAAUGUCUGUGCUCUGGCAAGUUAUGGAGCACAGCGUGAGGAUAUUGAUCCUCAGAUGAUUAAUCAACGCCUCACAGCUGGUCUACAGUACUCCUGCCGCUAUUGGGUACAUCAUCUGAAGGAGAGCAACGGUCAUAUCUCUGAAUCUGAGAUUCUUGCUUUUCUCAAAAAACGGUUCCUUCAUUGGCUGGAGGCACUGGCUUUGAUUGGAAGUAUAUCAGAUGCAGUGGAGAUGAUAAAUACACUGCAAUCAAGUACAAGGGAAAGCAUUAGUACAGAGCUUUCAAACUUUCUCAAUGAUGCAAAAAGGUUUACUCUACAAAAUAGCUAUAUCGUUAGCAUGGCUCCACUCCAACUUUACUGUUCUGGACUGGUGUUUGCACCUGCCCAAAGCAUUGUGAGGAAGAAUUUUCAUGAUGAAAUAUCAAAACAUAUAAAAACACUGCCAGCAAUGGAAGAUUCAUGGAACUCAGUUUUACAGACGCUUGAGGGCCAUUCAUUUCCAGUCAAUUCUGUGGCAUUCUCCCCCGAUGGAUGCACGCUGGCGUCUGGCUCGUAUGACAAGACUGUCAAGCUCUGGGAUGUGACCACUGGCACGCUGCGCCAGACGCUUGAGGGCCAUUCAGAUUGGGUCAAGUCUGUGGCCUUCUCCCCCGAUGGAUGCACGCUGGCAUCCAACUUGUAUGGCAAUACCGUCAAGCUCUGGGAUGUGACCACUGGCACGCUGCACCAGACGCUCGAGGGUCAUUUAAAUUCAUCACUCCCCCGGUCGGGAAAACUCUUGUUCCUUUCCACUCCCAAUUAA